CUCUCACAGACUACCGCUGAGUCCAUUGGGUAAUCGGGUACUCGACACUCUGCUCAGAUAACCACAUAUAUAAACGCCCUUGCAUCAUCCAUCAUGACCGCAUCCGACGAUACUAUGACCAAGCCCAUUGCAACCCCUCCCAACGGCACGAGCGAGGCGCCCGCUCCGCAGCUCGCUCCGACGCCGGCCAACGAGCGCGCACAGGCGUGGUUUGCGGCGCUCGACGCCGCCCUCCGUGCCAAGGACAUCCCCGGCGCUGCGUCCCUCUUCGCCGCCGACUCGUACUGGCGCGACCUCGUCUCGUUCUCGUGGAACCUCACAACGGUCGAGGGCCCUGCGGGCGUCACCGAUCUGCUGGAGCACUCGCUGGAGCGCACUGCGCCUGCGGGGUGGCAGCUGACGGAGGACGCGAGCGAAUCCGAUGGCGUGACGACCGCGUGGUUCCGCUUCGAGACCGCCACGGGGCGCGGGUGGGGACUUGCGAGGCUGCGCGACGAGGGUGGCACGACGAAGUGCUGGACCCUCAUUACCGCGCUCACUGAGCUCAAGGGCCACGAGGAGGCGCGCGGCGCCCGCCGUCCCAAAGGUGCCGAACACGGGAUCAUCAAGAACCGCGUGACGUGGAAGGAGAAGCGCGAGGCCGAACAGCAGCGCCUCGGUGUCGAGGACCAGCCUUACGUUCUUGUCAUCGGCGGUGGGCAGGGCGGUAUUGCGCUCGGCGCUCGUCUCCGCCAGCUUGGCGUGCCUUCCAUUGUCAUCGACAAGGCUAACCGCCCGGGCGCGCAGUGGCGCGGCCGGUACAAGUCGCUCUGCUUGCACGACCCCGUGUGGUACGACCACCUCCCGUACCUCAAGUUCCCGGACAACUGGCCCGUCUUCACGCCCAAGGACAAGAUCGCUGACUGGCUCGAAAUGUACACGUCCAUCAUGGAGGUGCCGUACUGGACGUCGACGGAAGCCAAAAAGGCCACGUACAACAAGAGCAAGCAGGAGUGGGAGGUGCAGGUCAUCCGCGACGGCAAACCGCUCACCCUGCGCCCCACUCACCUCGUGCUCGCGACCGGCAUGUCCGGCAAGAUGAACUACCCCAAGUUCCCGGGGCAGGACAUCUUCAAGGGCGAGCAGCAGCACUCGUCACAGCACCCAGGUCCCGACGCGUACAAGGGCAAGAACGUGGUCGUGGUCGGCUCGAACAAUUCGGCCUUUGACAUCUGUGGUGCUCUGUACGAGGGCGACGUCGGCUCCGUGACCAUGAUCCAGCGCUCGUCGACCCACAUUGUCCGCUCCGAGACGCUCAUGGAUAUUGCCCUCCGCCCCCUGUACUCGGAGGAGGCCGUCGCGAACGGCGUCACCACCGAGAAGGCCGACCUCAUCUUCGCCUCUAUGCCCUACCGCAUCAUGCACGAGUUCCAGAUCCCAACAUACCAAAAGAUCGCAGAGCACGACGCGGCCUACUACAAGAAACUGGCCGACGCAGGCUUCCUCCUCGACUUUGGCGAGGACGGCUCGGGCCUCUUCAUGAAGUACCUCCGCCGCGGGUCGGGCUACUACAUCGACGUGGGCGCGGCCGAGCUCGUCGCGGACGGCAAGGUCAAGCUCGCACACGGCAACGUCGACCGCCUCACUGAGACGUCGGUGAUUCUCAAGGACGGCACUGAGCUCCCCGCUGACCUUGUCGUGUAUGCGACUGGGUACGGCUCGAUGAACGGGUGGGCGGCUGACCUCAUCUCGCAGGAGGUCGCCGACAAGGUCGGCAAGGUGUGGGGACUGGGUUCCAACACCAUCCGCGACCCCGGACCCUGGGAGGGCGAGCAGCGCAACAUGUGGAAGCCGACCCAGCAGGAGAACCUCUGGUUCCACGGCGGCAACCUGCAUCAGUCGCGCCACUACUCUCUGUACACCGCCCUCCAGCUCAAGGCCCGCUACGAGGGUAUUGAGACGCCUGUGUACCGCCUCCAGGAGGUGCACCACCGGUCGUAGAAGGAUAGAAGACGUCAGCAGUUGCAUCGUAAAAGGCAGUAGCCAUGGUUGUCAUGUAUAUGAGUUGAGCAUUGG
This is a messenger RNA of Cutaneotrichosporon oleaginosum, 2055 nucleotides long. RefSeq lists its product as uncharacterized. NCBI's taxonomy places the organism in Eukaryota, Fungi, Basidiomycota, Tremellomycetes, Trichosporonales, Trichosporonaceae. The record is from RefSeq and is a predicted model, not a curated record. Gene Ontology annotation, molecular function: monooxygenase activity; flavin adenine dinucleotide binding.